Molecule: messenger RNA, 1901 nt
Organism: Erigeron canadensis
Lineage: Eukaryota; Viridiplantae; Streptophyta; Magnoliopsida; Asterales; Asteraceae
Product: probable protein phosphatase 2C 38
Exons: 5
Coding region: 468-1667 (399 amino acids)
Biological process (GO): protein dephosphorylation
Molecular function (GO): protein serine/threonine phosphatase activity; cation binding
Source: RefSeq, a predicted model, not a curated record
AAAAUUCCAAAAACCAUUUCUAUAAUAUAAGAUUUUGUAAUUAUUAUUAUUAUAUUAUCCAUAGCCUAUCUUUCCUUUCCUCUGAUCUAUGAACAAACUCUGUCACAAUCAAAUCUUAUAUGGGCUUUUACAGCUAAGACUGUUUCUUGACACAAAAAGGAAGGUCCACAUGAAUUAAGGAGGGGAAGAGGAGGGUUCAAGGGCUUAAUCUUUGCCGGGUGUUGCAAGAACCUUGCCCUUUGCAGGAUUAGGUAUCUGUUGUUUUUAGUGUUUGGGGCUCAAUCUUUGUUGGGUAUUCUAUAAUUUCAUGAAUCUUGGAGAAAAAGUUGGUCUUUAAUGGUGUUUAAGGCCUAAUCUUUGGUGGGUAUUCUAUAGUUUCGAGAAUCUUGGAUAUUUGAUUUCGAUUUUGUCAAAUUUUGAUUCUUGAUGAAUUGGUGUGAUUUUGAGGGGAAAUUGAGUUUGUUUUGAUGAAUUUUGUGGAUCAUUUGUAUGUAAAGUUCAUGUUGUCUGGAAAUAAUUACUUAAACAUGGUCAAACCCUGUUGGAGGCCAUCUGUGGAAGAUGAUGGAGGUUGUGUAAGGAAAUCCGGUGAUCAAGUCGGAAGAACGGAUGGUUUAUUAUGGUAUAAAGAUUUAGGGUCUCAUCUAAGUGGUGAAUUUUCAAUGGCUGUGAUUCAAGCAAACAACUUGUUAGAGGAUCAAAGUCAAGUCGAGUCAGGGCCGUUGAGUUCUUUGAAAUCAGGACCUUAUGGGACGUUUAUCGGGGUCUAUGAUGGGCAUGGUGGGCCUGAGACAUCAAGAUUUGUGAACAACAACUUAUUUGUUAAUCUUAAAAAAUUUGCAACUGAGGAACAAGAAAUUUCUGCAAAUGUUAUUAAGAAGGCCUUUUUAGCAACAGAAGAUGAAUUUCUUUCACUUGUAAGAGAACAAUGGCGUACUUGCGCCCAACUAGCAUCAGUAGGGACAUGUUGUUUGGUGGGUGUUAUUUGCAACGGGUUGUUAUACGUUGCUAAUGCUGGAGAUUCACGAGUGGUGUUAGGGAGAGCCGAUAAUGGUGUUAGAGGAGUCUCUGCUGUACAGUUAUCAACAGAGCAUAACGCAAGCUAUGCUUCUGUAAGAGAUGAGCUUCAUUCCUGCCAUCCGGAUGAUCCAAAGAUUGUGGUUUUGAAACACAAUGUUUGGCGCGUUAAAGGUCUCAUACAGGUCUCAAGAUCCAUUGGUGACGCGUAUCUAAAGAAAGCAGAAUUCAAUAAAGAACCUUUAUUGGCAAAGUUUAGGCUGCGUGAACCCUUUGAAAAGCAAAUCCUUAACCCAGAGCCAUCCAUCUUCAUACAUAAACUUACCCCGAAGGAUCAGUUUCUAAUAUUUGCUUCCGACGGUCUAUGGGAGCAUCUUAGCAACGAGGAAGCUGUUGAUAUCGUUCAAAACUACCCGCGUAGCGGAAUCGCAAGAAGACUUGUGAAGGAGGCUCUUCAGAUAGCAGCAAAAAAAAGAGAAAUGAGAUAUUCAGAUCUGAAGAAAAUUGAUAGAGGGGUCAGAAGACAUUUCCAUGAUGAUAUUACGGUAAUUGUCAUGUUUUUAGACCCUCCGUCAACAAACCGAACUUCUGCUCGUGCUUCAGUAUCGAUAAAAGGAGGUGGCGGGUUACCACGCACCAACAAGUUGUAGCAUCGGGGGUUCUUUUUCGAGCAGCACCUGGUUAAGCUGCUUUAUGUUGAGUCCCGUUUGUAAACUAAGAGCAUGUAUUUUUAACGCGUGUGAAACGAAGUUGUUAGCCACGGUCUUCUUAGAUCUAGAGAAAUGGUACUGGGCAUCGGCAUCCUUCUCAGAAAUCGAAUGGAAUGCAAGAUCAUUCUUUCGUUCUUUAUUGAAAAUCUUAUGAUAAAAAUCUAUUUUUGAAUA